AUGUCGCCGCUGCCCAAGAACUGGCCCGACCAUCUUCCCUACCUCACGGCCCCGCUCCACGGCAAAGACUUGACACCUGCCCAUCUCGCAGCCAUCCGAACCAAGCCAACCUCCUCCUCCUCCGCCGACACUCCCCCCAUCAUAUCCGCCUCCGAAACGCCCCUCCCGUGCCCGCGCGUCAAGAUCCAGCCCAUCCCCGCCUCCGCCGCCUCGCACCCGGCCCGCGGCCAGCGCGGCCUCUUCGCCGCGCGCGACCUCGCCCCCGGCAGCCUCGUCCUCGCCUACCUCGGCCGCGUGCACUCUACCGCCGGCGCCGAUGCCGCCUCCGACUACGACCUGUGGCUGGACCGCGACGCCGACGCCGCCGUGGACGCUGCACGCCAGGGCAACGAGGCGCGCUUCGUCAACGACUACCGUGGCGUCGCGGAGCGGCCCAACGCGGAGUUUCGGCGGGCCUGGUGCGAGCGUUGGGGGGAGAUGUGCGUCGGCGUGUGGGUGCUAGGCGGCGGAGGUGGUGGGAGGAAGAAGAAGGAUGGGAUCAGAAAGGGAGAGGAGAUUCUGGUGAGCUAUGGCAAGGGCUUCUGGCAGGAGAGGAGGGGGGAGCUGGGGGAGGGGGAGUGA
Messenger RNA from Cordyceps fumosorosea ARSEF 2679, 621 nucleotides. RefSeq names its product SET domain protein. Bases 1 to 621 code for a protein of 206 amino acids. NCBI's taxonomy places the organism in Eukaryota, Fungi, Ascomycota, Sordariomycetes, Hypocreales, Cordycipitaceae. Gene Ontology annotation, molecular function: protein binding. The transcript has a single exon. The record is from RefSeq and is a predicted model, not a curated record.